AACAGUAUCAAACAACGCAUUUGCCAUAGCAACUUGUUAUUGCAGUGGUGAAGGUCCGAUAGAAGAACCCAAAUAAGUAGCCUAGCUUACGGCCAAAAUGGCGCUGCCUUUGCUGCCAGGAUAUUCAUUUAACAAAAACUUGGGCAAGGACAAAUUUCAUAAGUCACAGCAUUUUGACUAUUCGAAUGGAGUCCCAAUGUUGGUUGGAUCUGAGAAGCCGGGCAUUGGAGGGGAAUUGCUCCUAGGCCAGAAACAAAAGCCAAAAUACUCAGUGUUUCCCAAGGGAGAAAAUAGUCAUGCACCCUCAUGGGUAGCCUUUGACAAACAGGUGCUGUGUUUUGAUGCAUUUUUCCAAGAGGUUGUGCCUCAGAGCAAGGAAGAAAAAUACAGAGUUAGGAAGUGCAAAAUCUACUUUUAUCUGGAGGAUGACACCAUUCAAGUGGUGGAGCCAGAAUUCAAGAACAGCGGGAUCCCUCAGGGAACCCUGAUCCGACGCCACAGGAUUCCGCUCCCACCUCCAAAUGAUGACCAAUUCUACAACGUGCACCAUUUCAACAUCAACCAGGAGAUGGUGCUGUAUGCCAGGACCUUUAAGAUCAUGGACUGUGACCUUUUCACAAGAAAUUUCCUGAGAAAAUUGGGAGUGCGUAUCAACCCCACUUCCAACAUUCCUGAGGAUCCUUAUAGUAAAGUUCGUCAGCAGAUGGAGGAGAGCAUGAAGCCUUUGCGUCCUUAUGAGAGACAGGACACUUUGAAGCAGUUCCUUGACCACGACCGCAAUGUCCUGUGCUUUUACUGCUACUGGGAUGACUCGGACAGCAUGUUCGGCGAUCCCCGAGAACUCAUAAUGCAUUACUUCCUGGCCGACGACACCAUUGAGAUCCGGGAGGUCAUCUACCCGAAUUCGGGCCGUGACGCCACCCCUAAAUUUCUUCACAGGAGUAGGCUACCCAAGCACGCUCCUAUUCCCGUAAGCCAACCAGGGAAGAAAACAGAUCGCACUGUCCUCAAUGUGUUCGGACCAAUGGGACAUGGGGGACGCUAUAUUUUGGAUAGCCUGAAAACUGGUGCUGUCGAAGAGAACUUCUACAAGGACUGUGACUUGACUAUUGGCAGCGUCGUCAAUGUUUGGGGCAGACGGGUGAUCAUUUGCGACUGUGACAACUUCACCAAAGAGUUUUACCGCACCAAGUAUGGCAUAGAGGACUUCACCCCUGUGCAGUACAAAGCUCCCCCACCCCCCAAGCCAGCCAGACAGGUGCCCCCGUAUAAUGGCUUUGGAUCGGAGGAAGACUCCCUGUGUUCCUGCCAGAGCCUGCUGCCCAAGCCCCCGCACAAGGACUUCAAGAAGCUUAUGGAGAAGGACAGGCAAGGUCUUGAAAGUAACGUGCUGCGAUUUGUCGGCAAGAUGGACACCGACAAUCCCAUUGACAAGGAGCGAGUGUUCAUCAUCUCCUUCUACCUGAGUGAUGACACCAUUGCUGUGUUUGAGCCCACUCAAAGGAACACAGGAGUGAUCGGUGGUAAGUUCCUGGAGAGAGGCCGGGUAAAAAAGCCAGGCCAGGCUCUGUUUAAGAGUGAGAUGUCCGAAUACUUCACCGCACAGGACCUCUAUGUGGGAGCGCGACUCGUGCUCAACAACCAGCCCUUCCAGUUAGUGGAUGCCGAUGAGUACGCCUUCAACUACAUGGAGCAGCACGCAGAAGAGUUCCCAAGGGCCAACAUUGCCACCAUCCUGAGCAAGAUUAAAUCCAUCAGCAAGGAGAAGCAGAACCAGCUUCUGGCCAUGGCUGACUCUGGAGGCAACGGUUUCAUCCUAUACGAGCAUUUCAGGUCCUUGCUGGCGGCCACCGACUGCGGUCUGUCGGAGCACGAGAUCAUGAUGCUGGGACGCAGCUACUCGGAGCGGCAGGAGGCCGAGGCCGACGUGGCCAUGAUGCUGGCCGUGGCGCAGGACCACCUGAGGAAGAAACACUUUGAGGCCUUCGCCGACAUGGUCAGGGUCUUUACCCACGAGGACCGGAACAGGACCGGCCUCCUGUCCAGCAAGGAGGCUCGCACCAUCUGCAAGGCCUUCCAGCUGCCCCUGACUGAUGACCUCCUAAGGGCUCUCCUCAAAACGUAUGAGAGGGAGUCGGGGGAGAUUGACUACCACGCCUUCCUGUCUGGCAUCAACUGGAGGGAGAACCCCACACCACCAGUCCUCCCUGAGGACAUGCUCAAGCCUUUUUCUGUGACCCAGCCCAAGGCCAAACUAACGGGCCAGCCUAUGGUGGAUUACGCAGCCUUUGUCCAAAGACUCACUGGACAGUAAGAAGAAGAGGAGUGAAAACACUGCCGUCAUGGUGUAUGACUUUCAAUGUGCCCCUCGUGACUCCCCAGUCCCUUUUCUCUCUUUACAUCCCUGUCUUCUCUUGAUGAUAGUUCUAUUCUCUCUCUCUCUUUCUCUGUCGUUGCAUUCCUUCCAUCCCUCCUUGUUGUCCAGUCCCAGCCCUCUUCCUCUGGUCAUCUCUGUCCAUCUCUCAUUACUUUCAACCAUGAUGCCCUGGAGGCCUAGUCGCUCUCCAACAAAUCCCCCUCUGCCAAAAGUAUUCCUGAUGAUUCACGACUCUAUGAGAUUAUGCACUUCCUCUGUGGCCAGCAAAACAACAAUAACAACAAAAAUAAAAUCAAACAAAAAAGAAAAAGUUGCAUGUUGAUUGAUGAUGUGGAUUUGCACUGUUCAGCGG
Alosa sapidissima (American shad) is the source of this 2729-nucleotide messenger RNA. RefSeq names its product EF-hand domain (C-terminal) containing 2 (gene efhc2). NCBI's taxonomy places the organism in Eukaryota, Metazoa, Chordata, Actinopteri, Clupeiformes, Clupeidae. Bases 98 to 2314 code for a protein of 738 amino acids. The transcript is spliced from 15 exons. Gene Ontology annotation, cellular component: microtubule. Gene Ontology annotation, biological process: regulation of neuron projection development. The record is from RefSeq and is a predicted model, not a curated record.